CCCGACACUUGUAACUUUAGGGACGAAAGUGACCAUUCACCCCAUUGAAAAGAGUGUUUUCCCAAUGAAGCACUACCAAAACCCAAUGGUGAGUGAGAGAAGGAAAGAGCAAGUGAUGAUGGGUUGGACUUGGACUUGGGUGCCAAACCAAAGACAACGGUUGAGAAGAUGGAAGAAAACUCGUGUAUUGUUCGCAGCAUUCCUCUGCUGCAUCUCCUUCUUUCUCUUCACUCCCAAAAUCCCACGUUCUCUCAACCACCAUCGAUUCGCAGACUUGCGCAAUCUUCUCGGAGUGCCCAACACUUUGAAUGUGAUCACAAAUUUCCCAUUUUUGGUUGUGGGUGUUCUCGGCCUUGUUCUCGCUCUGGAAGGAGGUGUUUUCAACAUAAGUUCUCAAGCAGAGGUAUGGGCUUGGGUGCUGUUCUAUGCUGGAAUUCUUGGGUAUGCUUUUGGCUCUACUUAUUACCAUUUGAAGCCCGACAACAAUCGUGUGUUGUGGGACAUGUUACCGAUGAUGGUGGCAUACUCCUCACUUUUCUCUAGUUUGGUUGUUGAGAGAAUCGGCAAGUGCAUUGGGUUGUGUUGUAUGUGUGCACUCCUUUUGUCUGCCUUUAUUUGUGUAAUUUAUGAACGACUUUGCGAUGAUAUUCGGCUCUGCCUGAUGUUCCAGUUUAUUCUUCCUCUAGCUAUUGCAGCAGUAUCAUUAGUGUAUCGCUCCAACUAUACUGACUCAAGAUAUUGGCUUUCAUCAAUAGUUCAUGUCACAGGGAUUUAUCUGCUAGGGAAAUUUGUAGCUGUUGUGGACAGGAAACUGUACCGUGUAAAUAACUACGUUAUCAGUGGGCAUUCUUUGGAACACUUGUGCUUAGCACUGAUCCCAUUUUUACUUGGUGUUAUGCUUAUCUACAGAGAACCAAAGCUUCAAAGAUUAGGAGAUUCUAAAGAUCGGCCACGGAGAGGUGGAGAAAAGAAUUGACAAAUGUGCUUAUGUGCAAAUGCUCCUGGAUGCCUGAGACAUUGCUGUAAAAAUUUUACGGUAAAAUCAACUGAGUGAAUGAAAACAACGCCCAAUGGGGUCAAAUUUGAUGGAAUUCUCUUCCAUAACUUGUUGAUGUAGCAAGUUUGGCUGUCUACUGGGGUCAAAUUUCCUCUAAUUUUUGCAUAGAUUGCUGGUUUAUGACAGGGGGAGGGGGUAAAGUUUCUGCAUAAGGACCAUAGGCCUCUUAAAGAAGAGAAAGGAGGUAGAGAUAAAAAAGAAAAAUAGAACUUUCUCUCAGUUGUGCUAUUUCACCCUCCAAAGACCAUUCAGUGUAUAAUAGAAAACAACCCACAUUUCAGGCUAAGCAUAAGCACGAUUGAUGCUCUUAGGAGAAAGACAAGAAAAGAUUGACUUGAAUUUUUUUUAUUUUAUUUUCCUAUGUACUUGAUCAUUUACUUGUGAAUCAUGGGCCCUAAAGUGUCACAGAAUAUAGACAUUUGUAUUUACUAUUGACAUUUUCUUUACUACUUUUCAAAUUUGACUCAAACUAGUAUUUGUUGAAUGUGGGAAUAACUAACAUC
Lotus japonicus is the source of this 1560-nucleotide messenger RNA. RefSeq lists its product as uncharacterized. The transcript has 7 exons. Lineage: Eukaryota; Viridiplantae; Streptophyta; Magnoliopsida; Fabales; Fabaceae. The coding region runs from base 65 to 976 and encodes 303 amino acids. The record is from RefSeq and is a predicted model, not a curated record.